This is a messenger RNA of Leucoraja erinaceus (little skate), 2419 nucleotides long. RefSeq names its product protein FAM110C-like. Gene Ontology annotation, cellular component: cell cortex. Lineage: Eukaryota; Metazoa; Chordata; Chondrichthyes; Rajiformes; Rajidae. The record is from RefSeq and is a predicted model, not a curated record. Bases 1378 to 2196 code for a protein of 272 amino acids. Gene Ontology annotation, biological process: regulation of cell projection assembly; positive regulation of cell migration. The transcript is spliced from 2 exons. Gene Ontology annotation, molecular function: alpha-tubulin binding.
UUCACACCAGCUCAAUGCUAUCCCACUGUCUGUUAUCAGGCAACUGAACCAUUCCAUCGACCACUAGAGUGCGGCCUUGAGCUACUCUCUUCCUCAUUGGAGAUGCCCGGACAACCUUAAAUAAGAUUUUAAUGAUGUUUAGCUUGCACUAAGCGUUAUUCACGUUAUUCCCUUGAUCAUAUUUCUGUACCCUGUGGAUGGCUCGAUUGUAAUCAUGUAUUGUCUUUCUGUUGUCAUGUUAGCACGCAACAAAAGCUUUUUACUGUGCACAUGACAAUAAAUUAAACUAAGCUUCUGCAAAGUAGAAGCAAUUUACAGAUGCCAAUUAACCUACAAGCCUUCUGGCUUCCAGCUUUCUUUCGUCCUGCCCUUCAAUCAGUCUGAAGAAGGGUCCUAAACCCAGGCCCGUACGAAGCUUUUCAUAAAGGGGGGUGGCAUGACAAGCUUCCAAAAAUGUUAUGUGAAAAAAUGUGCACGCAGUGCACAUCACAAGCGGGAAGCCCCUCACGUUCGGGUUCCAUGGCCCGCUUAAGGGGUUAAAGCUUUGGGGUUUUAGAUGCCCUCUGAUGCAUUCUGAGCCUUAUUUUGGAGCUUUUUGCACCAAAUUUAAAGAAAACCUUUUUUUAGAAAAUGUUUUGUGUGUUGAUUUGAUUGCCUGUUACUGUUAGACUGUGUUAGUGCGUGCAGUACACCGUUAAUGGUCCUCCUGACCUAACAACUUCACAUCACAUCAACUUCAACAUGAAAUAGUUCCAUUUCCCGAGAAUGUAACUGUGCAAACCUAUUCACCACUUUGUCCAAGUCAUGGGCAAAGUCAUAGUGAAUGUGCAUUAAGGCGAGUGCAGACAGCCUGUCAUUGUUCAUGGAAGUCCUGGUGUAGUGAUGCAGGGAAUGGACACUCGUGGCACGCCUGCAUAUAUUGCCAUUUAGCCAUAAAUCUUGUUUUCCAGUUCCAUUUUCCAGGAAUGUAACUGCGCAAACCUAGUCACCACUUUGUCCAAGUUAUGGGCAAAGUCAUGGUGAAUGUUGAUGAAGGCAAUUGCAGACAGCCUGUCAUUGCUCAUGGAAGUCCUUCUUUGCAGAUGUGAAAACGUGUUUGUCCUCGUUGGCUGGAUAAAAGUAAGAUGCCGAGCGAGAUCGCGCCCACUGCAAGCUUGCCGCCCAAGGCGAGCAUCUCUCUGCCGCUAAGGCUCAUGUCCUAGGGUCCCGGCUACCCCCGCAGUCAAAUGGAGGGGGACAGGAUGGGUCGGCAGAGCGCUGUGGAGAGACUGGCUGCCGACAAGGCCAAGCACUUGAAGAGCCAGACGGCGAGAUGGUGCAAAGGUUUGGGGCAGCUCUGCCUCUGGGGAAGGCAGCGGCAGCGGGGCCAGCAGCAGGAUGAAGACUUACCUGGCCUCCGGCAGCCCCCAGCAGAGCGGGCAGCUGGGGCUCCCACCUGACAUUGUGCGUCGCUCCAGCUCCAAGAGGCAGCUCAGGCCUGACUCGCUGGCCAUGUACCGGCAGAAGUGCGAGUUUAUGCGAGGAGCGGCGGCCACCAGCAGCGCCCGCAGUUUCAAGGGCACUUGCAGCCUGGUCCGUUGGCUACUGCCCGGCUCUAGCAGCCGGGGCGACAAGCAGCAGGGGCUGGCAACGGGAGCAGCAACAUCAGAAGGGGGAGAAUUGGCAGAGGGGACAGAGGCUGCAGCACCCCAUGGUGCACAAGUAACCACACCAGCAGCCCUCCGGGGUUCACAUGUAACCACAUGGAGCACCCAAAGGUGCACAAGUACACCAGCAGCACCCAACGGUGCACAAGUACCCACUCCAGCAGCGCCCCAGGAAGCACCAGUCGCCACGCCAGCUCUAUCCCAGGGUGCACAAGUAACCACGUCAGCAGCGCCACGAGAAGCAGCAUCAGGUUGCCCCAAGGAGCUGCUCAAGCGGCUGGUUGGUGAAGGCGGAUUAUGGCGCUCGCGCUCUGACUUAAGCUGCCGCUUCUCCCGAGCCUGCUCAGGCUUGGACAGUUUCUUCGAGCACUGCGGACUCGAGUCUGAGGUGAUCGAGAACCUGGCCAGGGAGAAGUUUGCCGGCGGCGCCGCCUUCGAAAGCCUUACCCUCAAGUUUCGCAGCGUGAGAGGCCUGUCCCACUUGGGUGACAUUUUCGGCGACAGCCUGAAAAGAUGUUGUCGCGUCGUGGUUGGGCCUGAUUCGUGGUGACGCAUGUAGUGACACGCGGUGAUUGCCUGUCACCUCUGGAUUUUGGAAUGUUCAAAAUCCAGGGGCGAUAUCUGGCUGUCUCAUCAUGCCGUGCGCCCUGUCACACACUGACGUAUGCUGUCCUGCGGGUGACGACCGGUUAGGGUUAGGGUUGGGGUUAGGGACCACAGGUGGGCUGUAAAAUAUUCUUCCAUCAAUGUAUGGAUUUUAAUAAUUAAUAUAU